Molecule: messenger RNA, 2616 nt
Organism: Synchiropus splendidus (mandarinfish)
Lineage: Eukaryota; Metazoa; Chordata; Actinopteri; Syngnathiformes; Callionymidae
Gene: ptgesl
Product: prostaglandin E synthase 2-like
Exons: 7
Coding region: 14-1156 (380 amino acids)
Cellular component (GO): mitochondrion
Molecular function (GO): prostaglandin-E synthase activity
Source: RefSeq, a predicted model, not a curated record
UACGUAAAGCAAGAUGGCCGCUGCCUGUGUCCGGGCCGUCUAUAAGGUCGGGUGGACUCUGCUGGAGUCUCCCGCGGUCCGCCGACCCGCGUUUGCCCUCAACUUCACUGGCAAUGCAGGAACUUUAUUAUCUCGCAGAGGCUUCGGUACCGGUGCUUCCGGGUCGUCAGCCCAACUCCUUAAGUCCAUGCGUGGAGGAGGACGCAGAGUUUUGGGCUGUGUGGUUCUGUUCGGUGGAGGACUGGGCUUCUAUCAGGCGGCCCGGUGGUCCGUCCAUCAGCAGCGGGUUCUGGCUCAGGACCGUCAGGGGUCCAGUGGUGCCUCCCUGAAGCUGGUCCUGUACCAGUACAAGACGUGUCCGUUCUGCAGUAAAGUGCGAGCGUUCCUGGACUACCAUGGGCUGAACUACGACAUCGUGGAGGUGAACCCGGUGAUGCGGCAGGAGAUCAAGUGGUCCGAGUACCGGAAGGUUCCCAUCCUGAUGGUGCAGGAGGACGUGCAACUCAACGACUCGUCCGUCAUCAUCAGUGCCCUUAAGACUCUCCUGGUCACCAAGGACAAGAGCGUCAGCGACAUCGUCCGCUGUUACCCCGAGAUCAAGUCGGUCAACGACAGCGGCAAGAAGGUGACAGAGUACAGCAACAAGUACUGGCUGAUGCUCAGCGAGGAGGAGACCAAGAGGCUGUACCCCGAGAAGGACUCGCAGAAAGAGGAGAUGAAGUGGCGGAAGUGGGCCGACGACUGGCUGGUCCACCUCAUCUCCCCGAACGUGUACAGAACCACCGGUGAGGCCCUGGCCUCCUUCGACUACAUUGUGCGCGAGGGCAAGUUCGGCUCCUUCGAGGGCUUCUUCGCCAAAUACGUCGGUGCCGCCGCCAUGUUCAUCAUCGCCAAGAGGCUAAAGAACCGCCACAACCUGCAGGACGACGUGCGUCAGGACCUCUACAAGGCAGUCAAUGACUGGGUCGCUGCCAUUGGAAAGAAGAGGAAGUUCAUGGGAGGAGACCAGCCCAAUCUCGCUGACUUGGCCGUGUUCGGAGUCCUCCGAGUGAUGGAGGGGCUUCAGGCUUUUGACGACAUGAUGGCUAACACCAAAGUCAAGUCCUGGUACCACCGUGUGGAGCGGGCCAUGCUCAACCACGCCGGCCAACAGUGAGCCGACCAUCGGCUCUGAUAGACUGCAACGAUUCCGAACUCUGGGAUUCAGUUCCUAAAGACUAGUUUCCCUCUCAAUGAUUCAACUUUUCUGCUGUGAUGAAGACUCGCGACGGUUAGUGCGACCUUGUGGUGGCAGGUGGAACCUGCGACCGCAUUCCAACUUCAGUUUAAUAAAACAUGUAGAUUGUGGGUCUGGUGGAGGUUCCGCUUCCAGGUGUGACUCAGCAGGUGACUCCAACGACGAUUAAAAUGUGAUUGUGAUGCUGAGUCGGCAGUUUUGUUGUCGUCAACGACGAGCCUCAUCAAGAUGCAAUCGAACAAAUGUAUCACGAAUCUCCUGUCAAUUAAGUGGACCACAAGUCACAGCUUCCUGAAUUAUUCUUCAAAUGUGUCAACCAGUCAUAGUUUUACCUUUAAUGACCAUUUUUUUACACAAGAACUUUCCCACAAUUUUAACUGAAUAGAGAGAAUUUGUCGCAUAUUAACGUACAGCUUGUCCGUCUAAAAAAAUAAAGCUUCAACAUCACGCCACUCGGGGGAGCUGGCGGACCUGACACUUCUGAAUGAAGAUCACAGGCUAUUCUGUCUUACUUGACUUCAUCAUCGUUGACAUGGAGUCAGCGUUUUUCUGGAGUCGUAAAAGCACCUGAAGGCGGCGAUGAAAGGAAACAUGGGAGCUCAAGCAUGAACAUUUUAUUUCCUCCCAUGAUUCUGAAGAGAAACAACUCAGCAGCUCAUCACAUUGUUUUGAAAACCUUAAUCUGCUGAGAAACUGCUGACUCACGCUGAAAAGCGGACACAAAUCUUCAUCCACAAAAGUAUGAAAUGGCAUCAGCCAAAAAUGUUCAUGUCCAGGUUGACCCAAAAUGGUUCCUAAACAUUUCAUGUCUGUUGCCAUUGCAGCAACUCACAGAGUGAAAAAAUAGAGCUCUGUUAUAAGUCUGUAAGAUCCUAAAAUAAAUAUCUCCUGACGGACAGCAGCGGUUCAGGUCCACUCCAGUGACGGGCCUCAGGUCCUCCAGAACUCAGGGCCCAGCAGACCUUUUGGGGGUCGGAUCUGUCGAUUGCGCAGCGACGUCUGCACCCAAGGAAAAUGAAACGCAUUAGUAGGGAUUCUGUAAGAAAUCCUUGUUUGAUCCAGUUACCUCCAAAAACUGUUUGAGCCUCAUGACCGAGCCCAUCUGACCGCUGCUGGUCACUGCCUCGAUCCUGCGCACACACACACAGGGUUAACAGCUCUAUUGCUCCGUCUGUGACACUGCUGCUGAACAAGAGUGUGUUACGAGUUACAACUGUUCGACUGUGUUGCUACAGGUGUUUACAUGAAGUGAUACACGAAUCAAUGUUUCCAUGUGCAAAAGUGUGUAUGCAUCUGUGAGUAUACUUGUAUAGUAGUCCAUUUUUUUGCUAGUCCCCACAAGGUUAAACCUCUAUUUGAGGACUACACUUCAAAAUAAC